Messenger RNA from Auanema sp. JU1783, 252 nucleotides. The record is from the annotation of a GenBank genome assembly. Lineage: Eukaryota; Metazoa; Nematoda; Chromadorea; Rhabditida; Rhabditidae.
AUGACUUCUGGAAUACUUUACUUCAUCAUUGUCGAGAUAGUUGGUUUGGGUUUUCCUAUUUUGAUUAUCAGUGGAUGUCUUGUCUUCAAUGUGGGAAACACAGCUAUUUCCAAUUAUGCUUUCAUGUCCCUUAGUUUCUAUCAUAUACUCGCUUCAUACUAUGUUCUCAUGUCCAACACGGAUUAUAGGAACCGAGUCAAAGGCAUACUCAAAAAAGUACAGGAACUAGGAACUGGUCACCUAAGCAUUUGA